Messenger RNA from Peniophora sp. CBMAI 1063, 2910 nucleotides. NCBI's taxonomy places the organism in Eukaryota, Fungi, Basidiomycota, Agaricomycetes, Russulales, Peniophoraceae. The record is from the annotation of a GenBank genome assembly.
AUGCUGGGAGCGUCAUUAUUCAUGAAUUUCCAAACUUCGCUUGAGCUCAGUGACCUUCAUCUUGCGAUAGAUGCACAGCAGCGUGCCAUUGCUCUUAUGCACCAGACGCAUCCUGAUCAAGCAACGGUACUGACUGACCUGGGGCAUUCUCUUUGGACCCGCUUCGAACACCUCGGACAGUUGGAUGAUCUUGAUCAAUGUAUCUCCGUUCAAAGACGUGCUGUAGAUCUCACGCCUGAAGAUCACCCUGCAUGGGCCUCUCGAGUCGAAGCCCUCGCCAUCUCACUCCACUCACAUUACGCAUGUGUUGGUGACAUCCGCGAACUCGAGGCCGCAAUCAGCAAGAAGCGGACUGUCGUCAGCGUCACACUCGAGGGGCAUCUCUACUAUCCCUUGCGCCUCGGAAACCUCGCAGCCUCCCUGUGCACACGAUUUAAAUGUCUGGGCGAGGUACGCGAUCUUGACGAAGCCAUCGCCACGAACCAGCUCGCCGUUCGGCACACACCCAAGGAUGACCCCGAUAGAUCGAUGUGGCUCAGCAACUUAGCUGUCUCUUUGAGAUACCGCUUUGCACGACUUGGAGAGAUAGAUGACAUUGAGAAUGCAAUUGCGGCGGAUAGGCUCGCUGUCAAUCUCACGCCUGAAGGCCAUCCUGACCGAUCGCUGAGGCUCGGUAACUUUGCCAACUCUCUGGGGUCUCGCUUUGAGCGUCUCGGCGAGCUUUCAGACCUUGAAGAAGCUAUUACCGCACACAUGCUUGCUGUCGAUCUCACACCGGAAAAUCAUCCUGAUCGGCCGGGACACUUCAGCAGCCUUGCGCGAUCCCUCAGGCAGCGUUUUGAGUCUCAAGGAUCAUUGCAGGACCUUGAGGAUGCGAUCAGGGCGGGUAUGCUCGCUGUCAAUCUCACACCUGAAAGCCAUACCGACAGGCCAUCGCGUAUGCUCGACUGCGCGAGCUCCCUGAGGUCUCGCUUCGAAUCCCUAGGCGAUCUACAUGACCUUGAGGAUGCGAUCGCCGCUACGGAACAGGCUCUGUGUGCAACGCCCGAUGGGCAUCCCGGCCGGCUUGCCCAGCUAUACGACUUGGGCCUUUCGAUGAAGGCUCAGUUCGUACGUCAACAGAUCAAAGCUGGCUUUGACGCCGUCUAUGAUCAGUUCAUGCAGGCGGCAAUCCAACCACUGGGACAUCCAACCGUUCGAAUGGAAUCCGCGCGGGAGUGUGUCCUUCUAUUGUCCAAUUUCCCCGAGUUUAGCUCCUCAGAUUUGGUACUCGAUGCCCAUUCCCGUAUCAUCAAGAUCUUCCCUGAGAUCGCGUGGCUAGGACACAGCAUCGAACGACGAUACGAGGAGUCAGCCAGGCUUGGGGCCGAGAUGAACGCUGCCAUCUCCGCUUUCAUCAGGUUGCAGUCAAGAUACCAGGCAAUUGAGUGGAUGGAGGCCGGCAGAUCCCUUGUCUGGUCGCAGAUGUUCUCCUUACGGCAGCCCUUGGUAGACCUUGAAAAUGCAUAUCCGGAUCUUUCUGCGGAGCUGCAGACGGUCUCUUCAGCGCUUCAGCAAACGGGCAGUCGGUCGCAAUCCAUACCGCAACGAACCCGCCAUUUGACACUGAGCCGAACUUCCUCGGUUCAGUCCGAUGCAGCCGCCCCUACAUCUUUGGGUGCUCCUUCCGCCUUGGAGCGUCAUCGAAAACUUGUAUUGCAGUAUCAAGAACUUCUAAAAGAAGUUCGUAUUCGGCCCGGGUUUGCGAACUUCUUGCAGCCGCCCAAACUGUCUAGUCUCCUACCAUCUAUUGAACACCUCGAUGGACCCGUGGUCUUCAUCAACGUACAUUCGUCGUCCUGUGAUGCACUGGCGCUCUUCCCCAACGGUGCCAUUCACCACAUCGCUCUUCCCGACCUCACCGAGAGCGCAGCCCAUAAGCUACGGUCGGCAUGGACGCGCUUUCUUCGCUCGUCUAAUGCGCGCACGAGAGGCAUGGCAUCUGUUGAGAGGUCCAUCCCGGAGCAUCGACGCUCAAACAUAUGUGGAUCCAUACUGUGGAAGCUCUGGAUCUGGAUCGUGCGUCCGGUUCUACAAGCACUGAAUCUUAUGAACGAACAUGCCCCAUCGGGGAAGCUGCCGCAUAUCACUUGGUGCCCUACAGGACCGGUCACGCAGUUGCCGCUGCACGCUGCGGGGAUCUACGACCUAUCACACGCUUCGCGGUCGCAGCACGUCUAUGACUUCGUAGUCUCAUCAUAUACUCCUUCUCUCGCGGCCCUCCUACGCUGCCGGGAGGCCGUACGGCCGCAUUAUCGUCAGCCAGAAGUUCUAGUGAUCGCGCAAUCCAACACUGAAGGUUGCACACCGCUUCCGUACACGCAAGAGGAGCAUAAACGCAUAGGCUCUCUUUUCCCCGAAGCCACAUUCACCGUUCUGAGCGAUCAAGAUGCGACUCGGAAGCACGUCAUCGACGCGAUGCAACAGAAUACCUGGGUGCAUCUUGCGUGCCACGGAUACCAAGACCUGAAGAACCCGACGCAGAGCGCCUUCGCCCUCGACGAUGGUCCUUUGACGCUGUUCAAGCUCAUGGGGACGAUCAUAGAAAGCUCUGAGCUCGCGUUUCUGUCCGCACGCGAGACUGCUGUCGGGGACGAGAAUAUACCGGAAGAGUCUGCGCAUCUUGCGGCUGGAAUGCUGGCAGUCGGGUUCAAGGGCGUCGUCGCGACGAUGUGGUCAAUCAGGGAUGAAGAUGCGCCUGUGAUCGUUGAGGCGUACUAUAGGAAGCUGAUCGAGACGCGGGCGUCAAUCGAGGGUAUAGGAUAUACGGGCGCAGCGUAUGCGUUGCAUGAGGCGAUGAAAGUGCUGAGAGAGCAUGUGGGCGAACGCAACUUCGUGCGCUGGGCGCCGUUCGUGCACUUCGGUGUUUGA